CCCCUAAUACACCGACGUGUUCUUUUUUUUUUUUUUUAAAAAGCCUGCAACCUCAAAUCUCCUCAAAAUGCCGGCAAAAGUGUGUCUAAUGUGUCCAUUGCGUUUAGGCUACGCUUAGACAAGGGGAAAGGGUUUUUGGGUUUGGGUGACGCUCUGAAUCACGUGCUCAUUUGGACCACACACUGUAUAUUUCUUUCCGUUCUCAUUCCGCCGUCCGUGUCACACCGACAUAAACAGUGUGCCAUAGGGAGUUGAUGUACCUUGCUGUGGUCACUGACGGGUUCACGUCAGUUCACGGGGUUCAGCUGAGGAGAGGUCUCGGCCCCUCCUCCUAGUCGGAGACACCGACCAGAGCUAAUCUAAUGUUAUUCAUUUCUGUAUUAAUAACGGAUUUCCAUUUCUUCAUACCGGACCAGCUAUAAGGUUUCCAAUGUGUGGCUGAUAGACACUCCUGUACUGGAUGGAAGCAGUCCCAAAAAAUUAGGAUGAAUGAGUAAUAGCCACCAUAUCAUGGCAGGCCCGUGACACGGAAGCCCAUCCACACACCACAAUUCUUCAAAACCGGUCAUCAGUCCCAACAGUGAACCCAUCUCCCAUCAGCACAAACCCCCCUCUGGCCAUCCAUGUACAGCCAUGGCCAGCAAAAGGAAGUCCACAAUCCCUUGCAUGAUCCCAUCCAAAAGCAAACACAGAGAGGAGAUCAUACUGGGCUGCCUACCUGAACUCCUACCCACAAUUCCCGAAGACAGCAUUCUCAGCAUUUCUGGAGAGGAGGAGGAAACACACGCCCCUCCCAAAAAGCAGGGCAAUGUCACCUGGAAGCAUCCUGCCACCAGAGGGGCAGCAUACAGCUGCCCACCCUGUAGAUUUGAGACCACAGACCUGACACCUUUCCUCGACCAUCUGGACAGCCACCACAUGGACUUUCGGGCACAGCCAAGUUUCCACUGCCAGAAUUGUGGGGUUUCAGCGUCAUGCUUCGAGGCCCUAAUCUUACACAAUGCAAAGACACACCCUGGAACUGGCUUAGCAGGGAGCCCUUUGAGCACCUCCCUCCGAGUCUCAAAGAAAGGUGGGGUAACUGUUGUGGAACAGCACUUGAUCCUGGUGCCUACAGAAGACCCUGGCGACACUAGGAUUCCCAUCAACAGGACGUCUGCCAUGAAGAUGACCAAGACCAAGGAGGAUCUCAGAAAGAUUGUGGUUUCCCACACUGGGGAGGUGCACAGGGUUGACUCAAGCGGUGACAAAGUCGUGGAGAUCAGAGACCCCACUGUGUUGGCACAUAUGCAGACCACAGCACUUAAUGGAUCCCUCGGGAGGCUCCCUCUCCCGUCUGCCAUGCAAAUUGUCAGUGGAGCUGGUGCACUUCCUAGCCUGAGAUCGCAGAACAGAGGUCCCAUUCGACCAUCAUUUACCACUCCAGUUAAUCCUCCAAAUUCGUCUCUCCCACUCAAUGCCUUUCCUCCCUCCGAUCCGAACAACAACCUCCCCAAGGUGAUGAUUCCUCUGAGCAGCAUCCCUGCCUACGAUGCUGCCAUGGACUCCAGCAGCUUCCUGAAGAUGUCCUUCAGCAAGUUUCCCUACCCUACCAAAGCUGAGCUCUGUUACCUGACUGUGGUGUCUGAUUUUCCUGAGGAACAAAUCAAGCUGUGGUUCACAGCUCAGCGUCUAAAGCAAGGCAUCAGCUGGUCCCCAGAGGAGAUUGAGGACACCCGGAGAAGGAUGUUCAACACAGUUUUCGAGGCAGCACCCGAAGGUUCACAGAAACAGCAGCCCCACUACUUCAUGCACCAACACAGAACAGCUGCCCAGGCAGCCGCUGUGGGGCCAAACUCCCGUGCUCCCCAGGUACCACAAGGUGUCAUCGGUAGGUGGAAGCCAGGGGUCAUAGUCACCCAGUCCAAUGUGAUCCCAAGGCCUCCAGCAAAGCCCCAGUCAGUGGUUAGAACAACAGCACAUCUACAGCCCAGAGCUGCUACCAGUACCAUCUUUGAUGCUAUGAGCAGGAAUCUUUCAAGCAGUGGCCAUCACAGCAGCAGCAGCAUCAUCAGCAGUAACAUCAGUCACACAUCUGCUCACCGACAGGCUGUACAUUCACACACCAAGCUGCCGGAGAGUGAGGCUGGAGGCAGCAGCUUAAGCAAAGACAAUGUUAGCAGCAUAGCUGUCGUUUGUAGUGUUAAUGAUUAUCACAAACCAACGAUCAGUAACAGCUCAAGUCUAAGCAUCACUUCCAGCAAUGGCAGCACCAGUGCCUUGAACAGCAUUUAUAGCAACUUUGUCAGCAACAACUUUUGUAUUCGAAACACUAGCCCCACCAGCAAAGCUACAAGCUGCAACCCUAACGCUAAUGGAGGCAUCGGUAGCCAAAGCAAGAGCCCCGGCCACAAUAAUGAGAACAGCAAUGCCAGCAUAUCUAACAGUGAUAGCAACACUAGCACCAGCCCAUUGAGAACUAGCAAUACUGAAGAUAGUGAUAUCUCAAACCACACCAGCAAGAUCAGCUCUGAGAACACAGACACUUCCCCCUUCACCAGCAAUGAAAGUGGAGUGGUAGACACACCACCAGUUCCGUUGCACUGCCCUAUCCAACCUUGUAGCUCCCUUGACUCCUUUCUUAGUAAAGCUAAGAAGUCCCAGGAACAGCUUGAAGCACUGAAGAAGAGCUAUGUCCACUGCCAGUUCCCAAACCAGAAUGAGGUAGAGGAACUCAUGGCGGCCACUGGCCUAACAAUGAGAGAGGUUCGCAAGUGGUUCAGUGAUGGGCGUUACCAUGACCGCACUGUGAAAGGGUCACAGUCUUCUCUGGAGAUGCAUUCUGAAGAUCCAUUGCCAAGUUCUGCCAUUCCCUCUCUGGACCUAGCAGACAACUCUAUGAGAAAUGGCCCUACCAGCCAGCCCACCUUGAGCCCCCCUCCCCCUACACUGCUGAAGCAACAAGUUCCUGUAUCAGCUACUCCACAUAAAGUGCCCCGCGUACCUUCUCCAGACUCCACUGCUGUUUACUACAAAGAGCGUGACCCACUGCAGCUGAUUGCCUUAGAGGAGAGCUUCAGUCAGGACAUUCAGCCGUCUGAGGCUGAGGUUGACAGGCUUCGAGUUGAGACUAAGAUGACCCGUCGAGAGAUCCACAGCUGGUUCUCUGAAAGGCAAAAGAGGGAGGCUAGUCAGAAGCGAGAUGAGAAGAACAAGAAAGACGAGGGUGACUGGGCCCUCCACUCCCCCCCCACUUUAACCAAGGAGGAUGGUCAAUUCAAAACAGAGGUCACAAGCCAGAGACUGACAAUGAAGGAACUGUGUCCAAUGGACGAGGAACAAUCAGAGAGCAAGGGCGGAAGCCCUGAGCCAAAAGUCAACCCCAUCAAAAUUAACCUAAAGAUGCUCAAGGUAACCGAUCCAGAGGGCAAACACGGGCUGAUGGUCGUGUCACCUGAGCAAGAAUCGGACAUUUCUAAAAUGAUGUCAUCACCAUCCUCCUCUCUUCUGUCUGACAGGAUAACUCCUGAUCAAAUGCACCUUCUUCGAAAGACCUUUGCCAGCACCCCGUGGCCAAACAACCAGCAGUUGGACGAGCUGGUCAUGGUCACAGGACUCCAUAAGUCAGAGGUGGUGCGCUGGUUCAGUGACAGUCGUCGAAUCCACAAGAAUGGACAGCUACCAUGGCUCGACACGUACCAGAACACAUUGGCGGAGGCCAGAGUAUGGUUUGCAGAGGAGGAUAGACACAACAUAACAGGUCACACAGGGACUCAGAGGGAUGACCAGACCAAUUUCAUGGGGCCGGAUCUGGCUAGGGGUUUGGCUGGAUCUGAGAGUCUCGAACGAGAGCAAGCUUGUGUGCUGGAGGGUUCACAGAGGUACUUGUCCUCACUGCUGAAGUCUGGAGAUCCUGAAGGCCUAGAUGACAUGACAAGAGUGGCGACACCAAUGCAGGACCCAUGGGCAGUCAAGGGAGAAGAACACCAGCAGCCUAUUGACAGUCAGAGUUUUAGGGAGCACCAGGCCCAAGACAAACAGUCUAGGGACAGUCUGAGGAGGGAACUGCUGAAGGUGUGAUGACUGCAGGCAGCGGAACCCGAACAGGAGUCUUGGGGGGGGCCUGGGAGUGCAAGGGGGGAGCGGGAGGGGGAGGGGGAGGGAGAAGGGGACGGGGGGUUUUACUGUUAACCAUUGUGGGUUUGUUUUUCGUUAUGACAGCACACGUGAUUGUAAUUAGUCUGUGAAGGCAGUGUGAGACCCCCCCGCCGGAAGGGAGGGAUACGUCGAAGAAGAAUGUCAGAGAGAAAGAGAGCGAGAGAAAAAAAGCCCACUGAAGGACCAGAAAGAUGGAGAGAGGGAGGAAAAUGGAAAGAUAAACCCACCUCUUUGGGGGCCUAUGGUGAACCAUGUCUGAAACUGCACUAUUGAUAAGGGUUGUUUGGUUGUUGUUGUUUUUUUAAAUGACUGGACAAAGAAGGUGUCGUUGUGACAUUGUGAUAUUUCUUACUUUUUAUUUUUUAGUUAUCAGUACUUCAGCACUGCCUUGAAUUGUACUAUAUCCGUAAAGGAUUUUUAAAUGUAUUUCUCCUGUUAUCACUGUAAUUCCAGAUAAGAGUGAGUCUGUACUUUAUGUUAAGCUCUAUAAUUGUUAGUGAAAAAAAAAUAUCACACAGUGGCUAAAAGCAAAAAGAAAACAACAAAAAAAAGAUUUUUUUUAACUAGAGGUAAAAAAGUGAGAAAAAAAAAGACAAAAAAGGAAGAGGCUUAAGUCAUAUUUGACCGCAUUAGUGGUGUCUGCUGCACACUUCUGAGUUGUUUCACAUGUAAACGUUGCCUUAAUACCCUACCCACUCAUUCCCUAUUUUACAGUGACUGGCUCCACAGCGACUGUGCUGCAAAGACCCUAUAAGGAGUCUAUAAAUUGAUGGCUAGAAAUCUCCCCAGGAGAAUCUGCUGCUGUAUUUUUCAGAAAGGUACUAAAACUUCUGUAUUAAAAAAAAAAAAAAAAAAAACAGCUGAAAUGAUGAAUAUUAUGUUUAAACUAAUUAAAAAAAGAAAGACUAAUAUGAUGCAGAACUUGAAAUGGUGGACUUGGAAAAAAUAUGACAUGGUGAAAAAAAAAGAAGAAAUCCUAGCUAGACAGCCAAAUGAAGAGCUCUGCUGAAUGGACUUCUGUGUUUGCUGACAAUUCGAUGUUGAUUUAAACAAUGAGAAUGCAACUAUCCUGCAUCUCCAAACAAGCUGCUAUGUGUGUUAAGAAAGGUGCUAAACCAUCCCAAAGAGAGUGGACACAUCCCUUUCUGGUGUUGUAUGCAUUAGUAUUGAAUGUGGUCAAGUCUGAUCUCUCUGAACAAUAGCAAAGACAAAUCUGGGCUUACAGUAUUAUCCUGUUCACUUUUGACUAUGAAAACAACACACAUACUUAGCACCGUUGUAUUACCCUUUCUACACAUUCAAGAUCUUUACAGAAUAAAUGGAAUACAGCAAA
Messenger RNA from Clupea harengus (Atlantic herring), 5470 nucleotides. RefSeq names its product zinc fingers and homeoboxes protein 3-like. Gene Ontology annotation, biological process: regulation of transcription by RNA polymerase II. Gene Ontology annotation, cellular component: nucleus. Lineage: Eukaryota; Metazoa; Chordata; Actinopteri; Clupeiformes; Clupeidae. The record is from RefSeq and is a predicted model, not a curated record. Gene Ontology annotation, molecular function: DNA binding; DNA-binding transcription factor activity, RNA polymerase II-specific.